AUGCGGCGGGGAGCGGGUCCGGGGCGGCGAUGGGCGCUGCUGUGGGCGCUGCUGUGGGCGCUGUGCUGCGCCGCGGCGGGCGGCGGCGGCGGGCGGAGAAGGGCCGCCAGCCUGGGCGAGAUGCUGCGGGAGGUGGAGGCGCUGAUGGAGGACACGCAGCACAAGCUGCGCAACGCGGUGCAGGAGAUGGAAGCUGAAGAGGAAGGGGCAAAAAAACUGUCAGAAGUAAACUUUGAAAACUUACCUCCCAACUACCAUAAUGAGUCUGACAAGGAAACCAGAAUUGGUAACAGAACUGUUCAGACUCAUCAAGAAAUUGAUAAGGUUACAGAUAAUAAAACUGGAUCAACAGUUUUUUCUGAAACAGUUAUUACAUCUAUAAGAGACGGAGAAAACAAAAGAAAUCAUGAGUGUAUCAUCGAUGAAGACUGUGAAACAGGGAAAUAUUGCCAGUUCUCCACCUUUGAAUACAAAUGUCAGCUCUGCAAAACCCAGCAUACACCCUGCUCCCGGGAUGUUGAAUGCUGUGGAGACCAGCUCUGCGUUUGGGGCGAGUGCAGGAAAUCCACUUCAAAAGGAGAGAACGGCACCAUUUGUGAGAACCAACACGACUGCAACCCUGGAAUGUGCUGUGCUUUUCAGAAAGAGCUGCUGUUCCCUGUGUGCACACCCUUACCUGAGGAAGGUGAACCCUGCCAUGAUCCCUCCAACAGACUUCUCAACCUCAUCACCUGGGACCUGGAACCCGAUGGAGUGCUCGAGCAGUGCCCAUGUGCAAGUGGCUUGAUCUGCCAGCCUCAGAGCCACAGCCCUACAUCUGUGUGUGAACCGUCUGCCAAUGAAACCCGGAAUAACGAAAAAGAAGAUCCCUUAAUCAUGGAUGAGAUGCCAUUUCUCAGCUUAAUCCCCAGAGAUAUUCUUUCUGAUUAUGAAGAAAGCAGUGUCAUUCAGGAAGUGCGUAGGGAAUUAAAAAGUCUGGAGGAGCAAGCAGGUUUGAAGCCUGAGCCUGACUCAGCUCAGGACCUGGUUUUGGGAGAUGAAAUUUAAAGUCCAAGCACCAGGCAGUUUAGUUAGUCAUUUCUAGCAAUUUUUUGUCUAGUGUCUUGCUUAUAUAAACCCUAAACACACACUGCUGGAUAGAAGUGCAAUAAACAAGGUCUUCAACGAAAAUACUUCUCUGUGCACCAAACCUGCAUGUUCCAAUUGCUGUUGAAUUCAUUCAGUCCUUGGACCAAACCUGUCAAAUGAGAAGUGUUUCUUCUGGAUUAGUUUUUUCCCCGUGUACAUCAGAAAUAAACUUAUUAGUACUUAUACUCAUUAAAAAA
Messenger RNA from Lepidothrix coronata (blue-crowned manakin), 1325 nucleotides. RefSeq names its product dickkopf WNT signaling pathway inhibitor 3 (gene DKK3). The record is from RefSeq and is a predicted model, not a curated record. Gene Ontology annotation, cellular component: extracellular region. The coding region runs from base 1 to 1047 and encodes 348 amino acids. Gene Ontology annotation, biological process: multicellular organism development; negative regulation of canonical Wnt signaling pathway. The transcript is spliced from 7 exons. Gene Ontology annotation, molecular function: receptor antagonist activity; co-receptor binding. Lineage: Eukaryota; Metazoa; Chordata; Aves; Passeriformes; Pipridae.